This is a messenger RNA of Trypanosoma grayi, 1968 nucleotides long. RefSeq lists its product as hypothetical. The coding region runs from base 1 to 1968 and encodes 655 amino acids. The transcript has a single exon. Lineage: Eukaryota; Euglenozoa; Kinetoplastea; Trypanosomatida; Trypanosomatidae. The record is from RefSeq and is a predicted model, not a curated record. Gene Ontology annotation, cellular component: membrane.
AUGUCAAUGCCGUCAGAGAAAAGUUUCCCGGCGACUGUGGUGACGCCAAUCCCUGUGGAUCCGUACAUAAGGCGCAUAGAUGACAGGAGGCGCUGCGUAAUGCUUGUCGCUGGCAUUUUCACUGCCACCGCCAUAUCCACGCAUUACUGCUUCAAUCUCAUCAGUGAGUAUCUAAAGAGCCGUUAUCAAUACGGUCAGGCGGAGUUAACGGUCAUCAGCACCGUCGGCACGAGCGUUGGCGCCUUCACGUUUCCCGCGGGUGUUGUCUUUGACUAUUUAGGUGCAUCAGUGGCUGUGGCGGUGCCGUGCAGCAUCGCCACCGUCGGUUUUGUGCUGCUGGGGCUCACAUUUAGCGACCACAUUGCAGGGUCUGUUGUUCGGCUCUCAGUGUUUUACGCGACGAUAUGCCUUGGGGCGUCCUCAAUGGACACGGGGAGUUUGAUGACGAACAUCCUCAACUUCCCUCGUGACCGCGGCGCUGUUCUCGUGCUGCAGAAGACGUUCAACGGCCUCGGCACGUCUAUCCUGGCCAUUUGGUUUGCAAGUUUUUUCCCAAACCGCUACGAUACAUUGGCUUUUUUCACAGCGGGUGUGGUCUUUCUAUUUGGUAUGGCAGGCGCUACAUUCUUGCGAUUGCCGCCAUAUUACUUGACUGCCUGGCAAAGGAAGAGUCUUUCCGAAGAGGAAGUACUGGCGAGGGAAGUGACGCGCGAUAUUUACAUGACGCAGCGGCCGUCGAAGCGGCGGCUUGGAGUUGGGUAUGUGGUGCUUGCCAUACUGUUUAUUUUUGUCACAGUCCAGUCUCUCGUGGUGGCGUAUGUGGAUGUGGCGCAGCGGACACAGCUCGUAAUGGGCAUAGUUACCACGUGUCUCUUGGUGUCUCUCAUCUUCAUUGCGCUACCAGUGCGCUUCCUGGAUGCGCCAGACGCCGACGCCAACUCCAGCGCAGACCGAAGCCCAUUGAAGACGUCACUUCCUGAGACUCGGAGUGCGGUGACGUCCAUUGGUGUGGAGCCAUGCGGUGCUCGGCGGCAGCUACAUGACCAUCGGGAGGAAGUCAUGCACCGUGAGUCGGGGGGCCUGGACGAUCCGCUCCUACAGCCGCGUCGUUCUCAGCGGCACAGUUACGCCGCAACGCUACCGGGUCCUCCUCCUGAAAGAAUACCAGAGCCGCAGUACCAAGGCGAUUUUUCCUCGCAUUUGCUUUUCCUCGACAUAUGGCUCCUGUUUUGGACUUGUUUCUGCAACUGGGGCACGGGCCACCUUAUAGUCGCGAACGUCACGCAGAUUUAUCGCUCGAUGAAUAACAACCACUACGUGGCUUCUGCAAACACUUUGUACAUAACGCUCAUUGGGGUGGGCAGCGCAUUUGGGCGUGUAAUAACGGGUUGCAUAGAGAUGGUGAUUGACAAGCGUGCUUAUGCGGCAUAUGAAAAGUUGCAGCAGCAGCAGCGUUAUCAACAACAGCUACCGAUUUUGCCACAUACCAAGCGCAAACUCCACAUCAUCAUGGUCUACCCACUCCCAUCUGUUCUCAUGACUCUCAGUUUGGGAAUUCUGCUAUUAAUUCCAGUGGAAGGAAUUGUAGUGCCACUUGUGCUUAUCAGCUUUGCGUUAGGGUAUAGCUUGGCGUGCACCACGCUUGUGGUUCGUUCACUCUUUGCAAGGGAGGUUGGUAAACACUACAACUUCCUCUUCUUUGGUUCCUCCUGUGCAAACAUUGCCCUCAACCGCUUUAUGUUUGGUGAGCUCUUUGAUCGAGAGGGGAGAAGAACAGGGAUGUAUCCACAUUGUGCAGGUCGCCGGUGUGUACAGACAAGCUUUUUGAUCCUACUGGGCCUCAAUGCCACGGCCAUGGUCACAUCUGAACUGGUGUGCUGGAGAUUUUUGCACUACGUCUCUCAGGAGGAGCAGCAGCAGCAAAAUGUUGCGCAUGACUACAUUGAUGAUUAUAAUGAUAUCCGGUAG